Messenger RNA from Drosophila obscura, 1802 nucleotides. Its product is annotated as T-complex protein 1 subunit zeta-like. The record is from RefSeq and is a predicted model, not a curated record. Gene Ontology annotation, molecular function: ATP binding; ATP hydrolysis activity; ATP-dependent protein folding chaperone. Gene Ontology annotation, cellular component: chaperonin-containing T-complex. Gene Ontology annotation, biological process: protein folding. Lineage: Eukaryota; Metazoa; Arthropoda; Insecta; Diptera; Drosophilidae. Bases 102 to 1700 code for a protein of 532 amino acids. The transcript has a single exon.
GGCAUAUGGUCAUACUGUUUAAAUUUUCGUCAAGCACGUCAGAAAGAACAAUUUUUUCAAGCUCAGUUUUCAUUUUAUAAAAGUUUUUCAUUCUAAAAAAAAUGGCUUCUAUUAGCUUGUUGAAUCCCAAGGCCGAGAUUGCCCGUGCCGCCCAUGCUCUGGCGAUCAACAUCAGCGCCGCUAAAGGUCUGCAGGAUGUAAUGCGCACUAACCUUGGGCCGAAAGGAACUGUGAAAAUGUUGGUCUCUGGUGGUGGCGACAUCAAAAUCACCAAGGACGGCAAUGUGCUGCUGCAUGAGAUGCAAAUUCAGCAUCCAACUGCAUCGAUGAUUGCCCGGGCCAGCACCGCCCAGGACGAUUCUACUGGCGAUGGCACCACCACCACAGUGAUGCUGAUCGGUGAGCUGCUCAAGCAGGCCGAUAUCUAUUUGUCGGAGGGUAUGCAUCCACGCAUUAUGGCCGAUGGCUUUGGCAACGCGUGCGAAAAGGCGCUGGAGGUACUCGAAAAUUGCAAGGUUCCGGUGGAAAUCAACAAGAAGAAUCUGAUGGAGGUGGCCAACACCAGUCUGAAGACCAAGGUGCAUCCCGUGCUGGCCGAUCUGCUUACCGAGGUGUGUGUGGACGCCAUACUGACCAUUGCGAAUGGGUCCAUCACCCCAAUUGAUCUGCACAUGGUGGAGCUGAUGGAGAUGCAGCACAAGACGGCCACGGACACGCAGUUGGUGCGUGGUCUGGUCCUGGACCAUGGCGGCCGCCAUCCGGACAUGCCCAAGCGUUUGGAGAAUGCCUACAUUCUCACCGCCAAUGUCUCCCUGGAAUACGAGAAGGCUGAGGUCAACUCUGGAUUCUUCUACAAGACGGCCGAGGAGCGCGAAGCUUUCGUCCGUGCUGAGCGCGAGUUCAUUGAUCAGCGUGUCAAGAAGGUGAUCGAUCUGAAGCGUUCGCUGUGCGAUGGCACAGACAAGUCGUUCGUGCUGAUCAACCAGAAGGGAAUAGAUCCCCUCUCCCUGGAUGCCCUGGCCAAGGAGGGAAUACUUGCUCUGCGCCGCGCCAAGCGCCGCAACAUGGAGCGUUUGGCUCUGGCCUGUGGCGGGACCGCCUUGAACACCUUUGAAGAUCUGCAGGAGGAGCAUCUCGGCUAUGCAGGUGUCGUGUACGAGCACGUGCUGGGCGAGAACAAGUACACCUUUGUGGAGGACUGCAAGCAUCCGCUUUCGGUCACUAUUCUGAUUAAGGGCCCCAACAAGUUCACCAUUCUGCAGAUUAAGGAUGCCAUUCGCGACGGGCUGCGCUCCAUCAACAAUACAAUGGGCGACAAGGCUCUGAUCCCCGGUGCUGGCGCAUUUGAGGUACGAGCCUACAACGAGCUGUUGGUCUACAAGGACACCAUCAAGGGCAAGGGCCGCCUGGCCGUGCAGGCCUUUGCUGAUGCCCUGCUGGUGGUACCCAAAACGCUGGCCAUCAACAGUGGCUACGAUGCCCAGGACACAAUGCUGAAGCUCGUCACCGAGGAUCGCCUGACCACCGAUUUAAUUGGCCUCGAUUUGGCUACCGGUGAGCCCAUGAAGCCUGUCGAUAUGGGCAUCUAUGACAACUACAUUGUCAAGAAACAGAUCCUAAACUCUUGCUCAAUCAUAGCCAGCAAUCUGCUGCUCGUCGACGAGAUAAUGCGUGCUGGCUUGACCAGCCUCAAGGGUUAGGUUAGUCCGUGCCCCCUAUAAAUAUAUAUAUCUUAUUCUAAAUACAACAAUGUUCACUUAAUACAAACUAAAUAAAAGCAAGGCUUUCAAGUCCACUCUGUU